Molecule: messenger RNA, 3763 nt
Organism: Homalodisca vitripennis (glassy-winged sharpshooter)
Lineage: Eukaryota; Metazoa; Arthropoda; Insecta; Hemiptera; Cicadellidae
Gene: Pdp
Product: pyruvate dehydrogenase [acetyl-transferring]-phosphatase 1, mitochondrial
Exons: 5
Coding region: 136-1614 (492 amino acids)
Biological process (GO): protein dephosphorylation
Molecular function (GO): protein serine/threonine phosphatase activity; cation binding
Source: RefSeq, a predicted model, not a curated record
GGUGUCCGCUGCUCGAUCGUUCUGUUCUGUGAGAGUGGAUCGGAUUGUUCACCUUUCAGAAUGGAAACAAAGUAACUUUAUUUUAACUUUGGGGUUGGGGGAUUCAUUUUCAAAAUUACUUAAUUGUGUAAUUCAAUGGCAGCAAGAUCAGCUAUUAAGAAUUUAAUUUCAAAUUUGUGUUUUGAGCACCAUUGUGUACAAACAAUAAAACUUCAAGAACAAUUCAGAAAAUUACACAAUGGAGUAAAUCAGUGUUCCCACUAUCACUCGUCCUCUCAGCUAAGAGCCCAACCUCGAUUAACACCACAAGAAGUUACUGAUAUUCUGAGGCAAAACGAGCACACUCAUGAGUUCUCAGCUGGUGGGUCUGUUAAGGCAUACGAUUCAAACCAAUUGCCAUCAAAUGAUCCUAUUGAGGAUACACAUGCAGAAGCAAGAUGUUUACUAACAACAGGCAUGUUACUGGGAGUAUUUGAUGGCCAUGGAGGAGCGGCCUGUGCCCAGGUGGUUGCCAAAAGGUUGUUCAACUAUGUAUCUGUUUCUCUGCUACCCCCUGACCUGCUCUACAAAUAUCUUCAAUCUAUGGAUAAUGGUGAUUCCCAUGUUCAGUUGUUGGAAAAUUUCAAUGACCAGUACGAUCUUGUAGAUGAACUAAAAGGACUAUAUUCAGAAAGUUUUAAACGGUUUGUAAGUGAUCUGUGGGAUUCUCAAAGAGAUGAUUUCCAAAUGAGAGACGCUCUGCAGAAGGCAUUUUUAAAGUUGGACGACGAUCUGUCACGAGAAGCUUUAACAAAUGUUACAGAGAAAGUAAAUUUAAAAACAUUGUCAGUGAGUAUGGCUGGUUCAGUGGCCUGUGUGGCUCACAUUGAUGGUCCUCAUUUGCAUGUCGCCAGUGUGGGCGAUUGUCAAGCAGUAUUGGGGGUUCUCAGUGAUACUGACACUUGGACUGCCAAGAAGAUCAGCAUUGAGCAUAAUACUGAUAACCAAGUGGAGGUUAAUCGAAUUCUUGAUGAGCAUCCACACCACGAGCGAGACACUGUUAUUCGGAUGGAGCGUCUUCUGGGCCAGCUUGCCCCACUACGAGCUUUUGGGGACUUUAGAUACAAGUGGAGUAGGCAGACACUACAAAAUGUGGUUGUGCCCAAGUUCGGAGAGCAAGUGCUGGCCCCCAACUAUCACACACCACCGUACCUGACAGCUCGGCCAGAUAUCAUCCACCAUAGAUUGACUCCCAGAGAUCGUUUUCUGGUCAUUGCCUCAGAUGGCUUAUGGGACCUUGUAUCUCCUUUGCAGGUAGUAAGAUUGGUGGGAGAGCACAUGAGUGGAAAAGUAACAUUGAGUCCCUUGCGAUUGCCGAGAAAAGACAUGAAGCUGGAUGAGAUAAAUGACUUGCUCCUGCAGAGGCGGAAAGGUUUGGCAAAAAAGCCUGUUGACCGCAAUGCAGCAACACAUCUUCUUAGACAUGCUUUGGGAGGGACUGAAUAUGGAGUGGAACACACAAAGAUCUCUCAGUUGCUGUCCAUGUCACAAGAGGUUGUAAGGUUGUUCAGAGACGAUAUCACAAUCAUAGUGGUCUUCUUCGACUCUGAAUAUCUCAGGCACUGCCCACUGUAGCUGCUAAGCUUUUUAUAAAAGCUUAACGUGUUUAUUUUUGCUCUAGAGAAAUUUAGAUAAGAUUAGUAAUUUUGAAUGAUCAAUUUGUCCACGUCAAGAUAUUUUUAUAUAGGAAUGAAAUCAUGUGCUGAUCGAAAGUAUAUGUUCCUCGUUACCAUAGUAUUGUAUGUAAAAAAUAUAUUUUAUUGAAAUUGUUUAUAUAGUUUUAAAAUAAAAUAUUUAUUAUCGAUUUUUCUAUUGAAAACUAUAUUUUUCAUCUGUACAUCACUUAGCUUUGUAAAUUUUAUAUAUUAUUUUUGUCAGUUUAUAUUAUAUCAUGCUUGCUUAAACAAUCUUCUUGCUUUAAUGUGCGAAAGUUGAAUUGCAAUUGUAUAGAUUUAAUGAACUAUUGUUAGAGAAAUAGGAGUUGAUAAAUUUACUGGCUGUGGUUAAAAUUUACAAAUUAUUUACAAAAGAAUAACUGCAACUGAAAAGUUAAAAAAAUAUUUUUAUGAAUAUAAAAAUUUGCUAUACUUAAGAAAAUAAAAAUUAUUUAAAAAAUAAGUGCAUCAUAUAUUCUCGGAUAAAAUUAACGUAUCACUUACAGAUUUGUCUGUAAUUUUAACAAGGACUUGUCAACUGUUUUGUUUUCAUGCUAAUUUUAUUUUAAAAUAUUUAUCUGAAAUGUUUUAAAAUUGUGAUUAACUGAUGUAGUAUUUAGAUGUGUUUGAAAAAUUCAGUACUAAUUUGUUGGUGGUACGUUAGUUUUAACCAGUAAUGUAUAUAGUGUUAUAUUACAAUUUUAAAGGUUCUCCUCUAACAGUCAUAAUUUUCUCCCCUCAUCAUUUAUGAGUACGUUAAAAAUCUUUAAUAUUUUACUGAACGAACAAAAUUUGAUAAAAUUUAAACUAGCAUUUUAUUUUUAAAAGCUGCAAAAAUGAUGUGCAGAAUAUUUAUUUAUUUAGUUGCAGUGCUGUUGGUUUUGUAGCAAAUCUAGAGAGAGUAAGAAAGUACCCUGUGUUAUGAUCUUGGUAAAAAAGCAUCUUUGCUUCCUCCUCCAUUUGACACAUAUAGUUAAGUUACUUAGUUAAUGAACCAGUGGUGCAACAAGUGGUUUCAUAUGAUUGUGAUUGUCGUUGCAACUUGUGUUUUAUAUACACAAAGUCAAUAUAUGAAAUUUAAAAUGUUGCACCCGAUAAUUUUUUAUAACAGUUUUAUAAAUAACUCAACUACUGUACUACAAACUCCAAGUUCCCAAUACAGUUCAAUAAAAACUAUACUGAAGUAGUGUCAGGAUUUUGAAUUGGAAAAUUUGAUAAAAUUGCAAGCCUCAGAUAGUAACUUUGAUUUUUAAAUGUGUUCUUAUGGGGAAAAAAUUUGUGAUUUUACAUUGUGGUUGGGUUUUUAUGUUGUAUAUACUCAUUUCUAGUUGUACGUGACGAAUCUGCCUGUUGUUUGUUUUAAGGACCCUGUAUUCUCUGAAAAUACAUUAUGUUACUGUUUUUUUCUGGAGUUCUUCUAUUCUUAUUGUUCAUUUUAAAUUAAAGAAGAAUGGACCCAGUAUUAGCAGUAUGUUACCACAGGAAUUUUCAACGGCUGCUGCUUAGUCUGAAACACACUUUUUUAAUUUUGUACAUACUCAUAUAUUAUUGAACACCUGUUGUUCACCUGGGCAGAACAGAGUCUGCAACAUAAAACUUGGACUGUAGCAGACAAAGAGCGUAGGUUAAGAAUUAACUGACACAGCGCUAACUCUAACCCAGGUGUGAAUCCAGUGUAUUUAACCACCAGCCUAAGAGUCCUCACUAAAUAAACAACCUUCCUAAAAAUUAAUAAAUCUUCAUUAAGUUAAGAACCCCUUAUAUUUACAUAAGUAUUUUUGUUGAGAUAUUUUAGUUAUUAAAACUGCUUGUGUAGUAAUAGUGUUGUAAUAAGUAGGUUAAGACAGGUAAGUCCAAUCACCCUUUGUUUUACAACUCCUAGAAUAUAACAGUAUACAAUUUAGUUUUGAUCCAAAUGUAAUGAUUACAACUCUAAGUAUUCCAUAUGUCCAAUCUACCAUACUAAUAUUACGCUUUGAGAAGCCAAUAUAAGAUCUUAAUACUGGAAAAAAUGUGAAGAAUAGUUCAACUCAUUAUUGAUUUGUUACAAAAUAAAAUAUCAAAAUUAA